AUGUGGCUCUCACUGCUGCUCCUCCUGGCUCUUAGUGCCACGGGAAAAGCAGAGGAAAACACAACGCAGAGUCCAGCAAGAGAAGAAAAACUCAUCAUUGCAAGAGGAAAAGUGAUCGCUCCUAGUGUGGUGGGAUGAUCCAUAAAGAAGAUGCCUGAGCUCUACAAGUUCCUCAUGGAGCGCUUGGCACUGUAUCAUAAUCUGGAGUAUGAUUCAGGGGACAACAAAAAACCACGUCUUAUCUUCUACAAUGACAAGGAUGAGGAGGUGAAGGUUGUUCCAUUGAAGAAGAUGAAGGUGGAUGAGAUCUGUGAUCUUUUGGACUCACUCGGUUUCUACAAAAGGUCACAGAAAGGCGAGGACGUCCCUGAAGAAUUUCAGAACUUCCCCCUGAAGGCACCACGAGACGAACUUUGA
Neoarius graeffei (lesser salmon catfish) is the source of this 417-nucleotide messenger RNA. It is a transcript of the gene selenoe, whose product is annotated as selenoprotein e. Gene Ontology annotation, cellular component: endoplasmic reticulum lumen. Gene Ontology annotation, molecular function: oxidoreductase activity. Lineage: Eukaryota; Metazoa; Chordata; Actinopteri; Siluriformes; Ariidae. The transcript has 4 exons. The record is from RefSeq and is a predicted model, not a curated record.